This is a messenger RNA of Drosophila hydei, 1826 nucleotides long. Its product is annotated as proton-coupled amino acid transporter-like protein pathetic. Lineage: Eukaryota; Metazoa; Arthropoda; Insecta; Diptera; Drosophilidae. The record is from RefSeq and is a predicted model, not a curated record. Gene Ontology annotation, molecular function: amino acid transmembrane transporter activity. The transcript has 6 exons. Gene Ontology annotation, cellular component: vacuolar membrane. The coding region runs from base 61 to 1497 and encodes 478 amino acids. Gene Ontology annotation, biological process: amino acid transmembrane transport.
CAGCAGCAGCAAACAACAAAAGCAACAACAACAAGCGAGCAACAAGCAGCGGCUGCCAAAAUGGAUGCAGAGGAGCCAAGCGUCCCACAGAAAUCAACAACAACUUCAACAAACCCCAACAAUGCGAACUACAAUGCGAUGAGCUCCAAUCACUCAAAGCUAACAGCGCCAGAGAGCGAUGUGAGAGCAGCGCAGGCAGCCACAGCUUCAAAGCCGGAGGCUGGCAGCGAUGAGGAAUACCAUCCGCCCACAAGCUAUCUGGAGACAAUCGUGCAUCUGUUCAAGGGCAACAUUGGACCAGGCCUCUUUGCCAUGGGCGACGCGUUCAAGAACGGCGGCUUGAUAGUGGGGCCGCUGCUCACCGUUGUGAUUGCGGUAAUUUGCAUCCACUGCCAGCACGUGCUGAUCGCCUGCUCGAAGAAGAUGCGUGAUCUGCGCGGCGAUGCCGUCUGCGCCGACUAUGCAGCGACUGUCGAGCAGUGCUUCGAGAAUGGGCCGAUCAAGCUGCGUGGCUGGUCGCGCACCAUGGGCCGAUUGGUGGACGUGUUCAUCUGCGUGACCCAGCUGGGCUUCUGCUGCAUCUACUUCGUGUUCAUCAGCACCAAUGUGAAGCAGAUCCUGCAAGCGUACGGCAUUGACAUGGAUGUGCAUCUGGUGAUGCUGCUGGCCCUCGCGCCUGUGCUGCUCAGCUCCCUGAUAACGAAUCUCAAAUGGCUGACGCCGGUGUCGCUGUUCGCCAAUGUCUGCAUGAUCCUUGGACUGGCCAUCACGCUGUAUUAUGCCCUCAAGGAUGGGCUGCCGGAGGUGACGGAACGCGCCUACUGGACGAACGGCUCCCAGCUGGCGCUCUUCUUCGGCACCGCCAUCUUUGCCUUCGAGGGCAUUGCCCUGGUGAUGCCGCUGAAGAAUGCCAUGCGCAAGCCCCGCCAGUUUGAGAGCACGCUGGGCGUCCUCAAUGUGGGCAUGUUUCUCGUCUCCGUCAUGUUCAUGUUCGCCGGAUCCGUCGGCUACAUGAAAUGGGGCGAACAGGUCGGCGGCAGUCUAACACUCAAUCUCGGCGAUACCAUCCUGGCCCAGUCGGUUAAAUUGAUGGUGUCCACGGGCGUAUUGCUCGGCUAUCCGCUGCAGUUCUUUGUCGCCGUGCAGAUCAUGUGGCCGAGCGCCAAACAGGUGUGCGGCAUCGAGGGCCGCUCACUGGCCGGCGAGCUGAUCUUUCGCUGUCUGCUGGUGCUUUUGACGCUGGCCAUAGCGGAGCUGGUGCCGGCAUUGGGGCUAUUCAUCUCGCUGAUUGGAGCCCUGUGCUCGACGGCCUUGGCGCUGGUCUUUCCCCCGGUCAUCGAGCUGAUCGCGCGCAGCGAACCGAACAAGGGGCCCGGCGUUUGGAUCUGCCUCAAGAAUCUAAUCAUUUUGAUCCUGGCCCUAAUGGGCUUCUUCACCGGCUCCUACGAGAGCCUCAAACAGAUUGUCAAGCACUUCGGCGAGGAGGAGCUCCAUUAGCAACGCGACUGCGACUCAGCCCGUGCCCCACAAAGUAACAGGCUCGAAUAGCCUUAACAUAGAUUAUUAACUAUAUAUAUAUCUUAUGCGUAUCGGUCAUGCGAUACCACCACUAUACACAUAUAUAUCUGAUACGAGUGCCACGAAUGAGACGACGAUAUAUGACAGUUACUUAUGAAUCAUGUGCCGCGAAAUAGUUUUUAGUUUCAGUUCGUCUCGUGAAGAGCAAAGUUUUUUUUUGUUUUUAUUUUAGCAUCUUUUUUUUACAUAUAUUAUAUAUAAAUAUUUACUUCAUAAGUGUAAAUAAAUGAUGGGUUCAUAGCCCGCAA